GAAGACAACUGAGCAGUCCAGGCGAGGUCCGGAUCGUCAACAAGAACAGCAUCUUGAUCUCAUUUAAAUUUCAUUAGGCAAUACUGAGAGCCAUUUCAAGUGUGUGUGUGUGUGUGUGUGUGUGUGUGUGUGUGUUGGGAAAAAAACAACAAAAGACUUUUCUAAAUAAGCUCUGCUACUUCCCUAUAAAUUCUCCACUUAUUUGUUUUAUUCAAAUUCCAUGCCACUGGAGCAGCUCCGAGUUACACUCCGCUGAAGCUUUUGGAUUUUCUCUAGUACUGAUUGCCAGAUAUGGGUUAAAACGAAUGAAAGAAAAGCUCUUUGUUUUCUUUUUUUGUUUGCAUGGAUCUCAUGUUUCCUCUACAUUUGGUGACAAACACGGUGCAUGUCGACCUCAUUGUUGGACGGGAGGAUAUACUGUACAUGGAUAUAUAUAUACAGUACAUAUAAAGGGAAAUGAAUAAUGAGGAGAAGGAUCUGCGAUGCUGACAGGGUGAAGAAAAGGGGGAGGUGGGAACGGUGGAGGCGGAGGGAAAAGAGCCACGACUUGCCUCUAAUGCUGACGAAAGCGGCUUAGCCCUCCCAGUUACCAUAGAGACCGUCAUGAGCAGCUGCCAGAGAAAGAGAGAGCGAGAGAAAAGAACACCAACAGGCGAAAGCAGGAGGCAGAACCACACAGAGAAAGAGAGAGAGCGAUAGAGAGAGAGAGAGAGAGAGAGAGUCGAAGUGACAGAGUAAAGGACAAUAAAAGGAGUUAGAGAGAAUAGUGAAACAGCCGUAAUGGAAAUACCGAUCACUUGCAGUGAACUGCCUCCGUGUGACCCCCAGCCAUCCGGAAAGAUCAACAAAGCUGCCUUCAAACUGUUCGGCAAGCGCAGGUCCGGCAGCGGUAUGCCGAGCAUCUUCUCCAUCAGGAACAAAGGGGAUGCAACUGACAAGGAGCUCGUUAGAAGCAAAACCCACGACGGUUUAACGACGACUGAUGAGCUGUCCGAGUUGGAGGGCCACGGGAAAGAAGAGUCAGCCAGCAGUGACCGUCUGAACAGUGCCGCCGCUGCUCCUGUGUGUACUGCCAUCACCAAGUCUUUCAGCUUCUUCUCCUUGCUGCGGCGCAAUAGCUCUCGUAUUAGUGACAGGGCAGCUACGCUGGGGCAAAGAGGACGUGGGCUGAAGGGGUUGUUCAACAGCAUACGCUGGCGCCGUAAACCUCCAUCGCGUGACGAUUCGAUCGAAAUCCAGGACAUCGUCAAAGAAACGAAAGGAGUCGAUCUGAUCUUGUCCUGCAGUUCCAAAAAUGUGGACGUAGAAAGCAUGACACUUAUGCUGGAGCCCCCGAUACAAAUAUUACAAGACAAUGCUGUGACCUGGAAGAAACCCGCUUUGCAGGACAGUAAUGAGGAACGUGCGAAGAGCUCAUCUGCUCCAGUGCAACCGGUUGCUGAGAAGUCUCCAGCUCCGUCUCUGCUCACUGUUCAAACACAGGAACCUGUCAGAGACAAACAUGGCAGCCCGGCCCGUCUUGCUUCCGUGACACCUCCACAGGAUCACAGCUUGGCUGACCCCCCUUCUGAAGAUCGCCUGAGCUCCAUGUUCACGGACGUCACUUCGCUCAAGAGCUUCGAUUCAUUAACCGGUUGCGGAGACAUCAUCGCAGAACCAGAAGAGGACUCCGGGAACGGAGGCAGCGUCACCAGCAGUGGAACGGGAAGCAGCAACGGGGGGCUCCAAGUAAGCGCUGAGAGAUGUUCUCCGGCCAAACCUCCACUUCCUUCACAAGUGACUGGUCUAAUAGCAUUGUCCGCUUACACGCCAUCGCGUCAUCGAGUCUGUCCACCGACUAAAACUCCGCAAGGCAGCGGGAUAGUGGCCUACAUGGGUGGCGGAGAGGAAAUGGCCAGUCCGGAAGGUGUAAAUGAUGCGGAUAUGCAAGGACUUUGGCACAUGCUCCCUCAGAAAGGGGAGGAUUCCCCAGAUCUACCUCACCUCUCAACUCGGCAGGAUAAACGACCUCCUCAGGUAAAAAGUCUGGGGCUUAGUAAGAUUCCUGUGAGUGGAAGCAGCAGAGUAGGCAAACAACAACAGCAGCAGCUGACUCGCCCUUCUCCUCCACCCAUUGAUAAAGAUCUCCAGGACGUCCCACCCAGUGACGAAGGCUACUGGGACUCUCCGACACCCGGACCAGAAGAUGAGGACAGUGUCUUCCUGCAGCGUGAAGGCCUACCGAGGGAUAGCUGCUCAGGAGAUGCACUCUAUGACCUCUACGACCUCGACAGUCCUGGCACUGUCGGCUCAGAUGACGAUGACACAAUUUCACCUACACCUUCGACGGGCGACCUAAACAUGACUCCGCCUUCUCAGAAACCGUUGUGUUCUUCCUUCCGUUCCAUAAAGGGCAGCACAAGUCUUCCACGAGAGUCCAAGAUUCCCAUCAGCGUCAGGCAAAAGCCGCCUUCUCACUCUUCCAGCCAAGGGGCGUUGUCCUCUCCGGUCAGCCCGACCUCGAACAACCCUUCCGACCCUUCCUCGAAGACUAACACGCCAGCUCGCACUCGUAUUCCCGUCUCCAAAGUCCCGGUCCGAUCCUCAGGCAACAAAAACGCGAAGGUAGCACAAAACAGGAAGUAGAACUAAUCAUAAUGGAAACCGCUGAAGAAGCGUAAACUCCUCUGUCCUGAAGACGUCGGAAUCAGAAUCCAGAACUGAAAUGUGA
Messenger RNA from Ictalurus furcatus (blue catfish), 2710 nucleotides. RefSeq names its product APC membrane recruitment protein 2 (gene amer2). Lineage: Eukaryota; Metazoa; Chordata; Actinopteri; Siluriformes; Ictaluridae. Gene Ontology annotation, molecular function: beta-catenin binding; phosphatidylinositol-4,5-bisphosphate binding. Bases 781 to 2625 code for a protein of 614 amino acids. The transcript is spliced from 2 exons. Gene Ontology annotation, cellular component: plasma membrane. Gene Ontology annotation, biological process: regulation of canonical Wnt signaling pathway. The record is from RefSeq and is a predicted model, not a curated record.